CUCAGGAGAAAUUCUUUUGGUUCACUUCUGUAGCUGGCAUUGGGAAGUGUUUCUGCCCAGAGCCAGGAAGUCAGACUUACUCACCAGAGCCAUGCCUUGCCCAUCCCAGAGCUCGGAUGAACUGGUGUUCUUUGUGAAUGGAAAGAAGGUGACGGAGAAGAAUGUGGACCCGGAAGUCACUCUGCUGGCCUUCCUGAGGAGGAACUGGAUCCUUUGUCUCACAGGUACUAAGUAUGCCUGUGGCACAGGAGGCUGUGGGGCUUGCACCGUGAUGGUGUCCAGGCACGACGCAGUAUCCAGGAAGACAAGACACUUCUCUGUCAUGGCAUGUCUGGUGCCCCUGUGCUCCCUGCAUGGAGCUGCUGUCAUCACCGUGGAAGGCGUAGGAAGCAUCAAAACCAGGCUCCACCCAGUGCAGGAGAGAAUCGCCAAGAGCCACGGCACCCAGUGUGGAUUCUGCACCCCCGGGAUGGUGAUGUCCAUGUACGCCCUGCUCAGGAACCACCCACAGCCCUCAGAGGAACAGCUCAUGGAAGCCCUGGGGGGUAACCUCUGCCGCUGCACUGGGUAUCGGCCGAUUCUGGACAGUGGCAGGACCUUCUGCACGGAGCCAAAUGGUUGUCAGCAGAAAGGAACAGGAAAAUGCUGCUUGGAUCAGAAAGAAGACGAUUCCCUUGCAGCCAAAAGUAACAUCUGCAUGAAGCUAUUUGCAAAAGAGGAGUUCCAGCCCUUGGACCCAACCCAGGAGCCCAUAUUUCCCCCAGAACUCCUGAGGAUGGCCGAGAACCCAGAAAAACAAACCCUGACCUUUUACGGGGAGAGAAUUACCUGGAUCUCUCCAGGAACCCUCCAAGACCUCUUGGCGCUGAAGGCAAAGUACCCCGAAGCCCCUGUUGUUUCAGGCAACACAUCUCUGGGACCAGCCAUGAAGUCUCAAGGACACUUUUACCCAAUUCUCCUCUCUCCUGCUAGAGUUCCUGAUCUAAAAACAGUGACUAAAAACAGUGACGGACUGACCAUCGGCGCCUGCUGCAGCCUGGCUCAGGUGAAGGACAUCUUGGCUGAGAACAUCUCUGAGCUCCCGGAGGAGAAAACUCAGACCUACCGAGCUCUCCUGAAACACCUUCGGAGCCUGGCGGGGCAGCAGAUCCGGAACAUGGCGACCUUAGGUGGACACGUUAUAAGCCGGCAUUGCUACUCAGACCUGAAUCCUAUUCUCUCUGUGGGCAAAGCCACCCUCAACCUGCUGUCAGAAGUAGGCGCACGGCAGAUUCCCCUCGAUGGAUCUUUCCUUGCUGGGUUGGCGAGUGAGGACCUGAAGCCAGAGGAGAUUUUGACAUCUGUGUACAUCCCUCACUCUCAAAAGUGGGAGUUUGUGUCUGCCUUCCGGCAGGCCCAGUGCCAUCACAACGCUUUGCCCGAUGUGAACGCUGGCAUGAGAGUCCUGUUCAGUGAGGGCACAGACACCAUCGAGGACCUGAGCAUCGCCUUUGGCGGGGUGGGGCCGGCCACUGUCAGUGCACACAGAUCCUGCCAGCAGCUCCUUGGCAGGCACUGGAAUGCGCUCCUGCUAGACGAGGCUUGUAGGCACCUUCUGGAAGAAAUCUCGCUCCCGGGAUCAGCUCUAGGAGGCAAAGUGGAGUUCAAGAGGACUCUGAUGGUCAGCUUCCUCUUCAAGUUCUACCUGGAGGUUCUGCAGGGACUGAGGAGAAAACUAAAGCUGUCCUCGGAGUCUGCCGACAGCCAGCACUAUCCAGCGAUUGCAGACCGGUUCCUGAGUGCUCUGGAAGAUUUCCAGGUCACACUACCCCAGGGAGUCCAAACAUACCAGAGUGUGGAUCCCCGCCAGCCUCUCCAAGAUCCAGUUGGCCGUCCCAUCAUGCAUCUGUCAGGUCUUAAACAUGCCACAGGGGAAGCCACAUUUUGUGACGACAUCCCCAGAGUGGAUGAAGAACUUUUCAUGGCUUUGGUGACCAGUACCAGGGCUCAUGCAAGAAUCAUCUCCAUCGAUUCAUCUGAGGCCUUUGCCCUACCUGGUGUGGUGGAUGUGAUAACAGCUGAGGAUAUUCCAGGAGCCAAUGGUGCCGACGAUGACAAGUUACUGGCUGUAGAAGAGGUGCUCUGUGUGGGCCAGAUCAUCUGUGCCGUGGUUGCAGAGACUGAUGUUCAGGCAAAACGAGCAACCGAGAAGAUAAAAAUCACCUACGAGGACCUGGAGCCUAUGAUUUUCACCAUCGAGGACGCCAUAAAACACAAUUCGUUCCUGUGUCCUGAAAAGAAGCUCGAACAAGGGAACAUCGAGGAGGCGUUUGAAAACGUGGAUCAGAUAGUUGAAGGAGAGGUCCAUGUUGGAGGGCAAGAACACUUCUACAUGGAAACCCAAAGAGUGCUCAUUAUCCCGAAGACAGAAGACCAGGAACUGGACGUGUACGUGUCCACCCAGGACCCAGCCCAUGUGCAGAAAACAGUGUCCUCUACCUUAAACAUCCCCAGCAACAAGAUCACCUGCCACGUGAAACGCGUGGGUGGAGGUUUUGGAGGAAAGGUGGGGAGACCAGCUGUGUUCGGGGCAAUUGCUGCGGUGGGGGCUGUCAAAACUGGCCUUCCCAUUCGCCUUGUUCUGGACCGAGAAGAUGACAUGCUAAUAACUGGGGGAAGGCAUCCAUUGUUUGGAAAAUAUAAAGUGGGAUUCAUGAACAGUGGACGAAUCAAAGCCCUAGACAUCGAGUGUUACAUCAACGGAGGGUGUACCCUAGAUGACUCGGAGCUGGUCACGGAAUUCCUUGUGCUGAAGCUGGAAAAUGCAUAUAAAAUCCGCAACCUCAGACUCCGAGGUCGUGCGUGCAUGACCAAUUUACCGUCCAACACAGCCUUCCGUGGGUUUGGCUUCCCACAGGGAACCCUGGUCACAGAAUCCUGUAUCACAGCUGUGGCAGCUAAAUGUGGGCUUCCACCGGAAAAGAUUAGGGAGAAAAACAUGUACAAAACAAUCGAUAAAACCAUCUACAAACAAGCUUUCAGUCCCGAGCCCCUGAUCAGGUGUUGGAAUGAGUGUCUGGACAAGUCUUCCUUUCACUCCAGAAGGACACAGGUGGAAGCGUUCAAUCGGAAGAACUACUGGAAGAAGAGGGGUAUUGCUAUUAUCCCCAUGAAGUUUUCAGUUGGCUUUGCUGCAACAAGCUACCACCAGGCCGCCGCACUGGUCCAUAUCUACACGGACGGGUCUGUGUUGGUCGCACACGGAGGCAAUGAACUGGGACAAGGUAUCCACACCAAAAUGCUACAGACCCAACCAGAGGAAGUUGUCAGUCAGAGCAGGGCGACCGCAGCAGGGAGCACGCGUCAAGUUUUACACGUGAAAUAUUCUCAUUUUCACCUAACAAAUGGUAUAUCUACUCAAUCUCUCUUAAAUGUGCCCGUUCCACAGAUAGAAGCAGCAUUUGAACAGAGAAUCAGCCUUUCGGCCACUGGAUACUUCAGGGGCUACAAGGCCUUUAUGGACUGGGAGAAGCAGGAGGGGGACCCGUUCCCGUACUACGUCUAUGGAGCUGCCUGUUCCGAGGUUGAGAUCGACUGCCUGACAGGAGCUCACAAGAAAAUCAGAACGGACAUUGUCAUGGAUGCCUGUUGCAGCCUGAAUCCAGCCAUUGAUGUCGGGCAGAUAGAAGGCGCAUUUAUUCAGGGAAUGGGUCUUUACACCACGGAAGAGCUGCACUAUUCUCCAGAAGGGGUCUUGUACUCUCGGAGCCCGGAGGAGUACAAAAUUCCGAGCGUCACUGAUGUCCCUCAGCAAUUCAACGUGUCCUUGUUGCCCAACUCUGAGACUCCGCUAACCAUCUACUCGUCUAAGGGCCUGGGGGAGUCUGGGAUGUUCCUGGGGUCAUCUGUGUUCUUUGCCAUUGCCGAUGCGGUGGCUGCGGCGCGAAGAGAACGAGACCCCUCCGAGGACUUCACAGUGCAGAGCCCAGCAACGCCGGAGCGGGUGCGCAUGGCCUGUGCGGAUCGGUUCACAGACAUGAUCCCAAGAGAUGACCCGAAGACAUUUAAACCUUGGUCUAUACCUAUAGCUUAAGCUGCCUUCGUUUCCUAAGAGAUACUUCAGUACUCAAGUGAAAAGAAUCCGAGCUGGACUCCAGACUGAUACUCAUAUACUAUAGGGUGGGAGGGAAGGGUUAGAUUGACACAAAGUUUAAAAGUUUAGAAACACUAUUCAAACCUAACUGCAUCAGCAAGAUAAAUCAUUUCUUACAAAUUAGUUACUUAGUGUCCUCAGCCUAGAGGCCGCCCGCAAGCACCGCAACGACUGAAGCAUAUCUAAUGAUUUGUCUCUAAAAAGACUGAGUAUGUGUUGCUGAAGAAGGACUAAAAAGGAGAUCAGGUGUGCAGCAGCCAUCUUUGCCGGGAAGACCCUCCCUGCAGAUAAACACGUGAUGACGUAGGCCGGUGACGUGUUGACGCAGGAGUCACUGAGCCCUAGCAGGGCGUGGUUUCUGCACGGUUUGGUUUGCUUUUCACCAGGGAUCGGCUGUGGGUCUACUUACGUUCGUUUAACAGAAACGUAGUGGGAUUUGCCUUGUGUUAGAUGAUCGUUCAGUACGUGAGCAUUCCCUUUGGAAUUUGAAGGAGAAAAGAAAGAUAGUAUAUAGACUUUUGAAAGGAAUGGCACAGAGUGUUUUCCUUUUAUUUAUUUCUGUGGGUUGUUUUUUUUUUUUUUUUUGAGGGAGGGAAGGUGUUUGUUUUGUUCUUUGCCGUUUUGCUUUUGCUUUUUUAUGGAACGCAUCUGAUCUGACACGAGAGCCUGAGAAAUACUGGAUGACUUGGUUUCCCAUGCACUGACAUAGGUAACAGAGUAAACGGAUCAUAAAUGGGAAUCAACCUUGACCUGGGGUUUAAGAUAUUUGGAGUUAAAAUGUAGGUAGGUGAUGGGGGGGGGCGGUUGUCUAGUAUGUCCUAUGUCAGUCCUGAGUUUGAUCCCCGGCACAACAAAAAAACAAAACUAAAAACGAUAAAUGAUAAAAUACUCAGGGUCCAUGGUCGUCCAAUCUGGGUUUUAAGAGCUUUCAAAGGAGGAGAAACAGCAUCUAAAUUGACCAGAGCUGAGGGAAAGGCUGACAGUCAGGAUUCUUAGGUCCCAGUGGGCAAUCCAGAAGGGGACAGAGAAGGUGAGGUUGAGCUGAGAGCAAGAGGUGCGUGGUGGGUGAGAGGUGCAGGGGGCUGGGGAAGGAGGCUUCUGUCGCUUAAGGCCACAGAGACGUUGGCUUGCAGGGACCAGGACACAGCUGUCCACAGGCCCAUCUGCUGGCUUUAGCGGGUCAAGCUAGGCGCAAUGAUAAGAGGGACAUUGAGAUUUUUGGAGGGCUGAGGUGAAAAUUCAGAAUUAAGAAAACAAAUCUAAGCUUUUAAAAAAACAAAUACCUUAACUUAAAAUCUAAUGAUAAUUUCCAAAAAUUGCUUCCUCACUUAUAUUAUUAAAAUGGCCAGGCGAUGGUGGCGCACGCCUUUAAUCCCAGCACUCGGGAGGCAGAGGCAGGUGGAUCUCUGUGAGUUCGAGACCAGCCUGGUCUACAAGAGCUAGUUCCAGGACAGGCUCCAAAGCCACAGAGAAACCCUGUCUCAAAAAACAAAACAAACAAAAAAAAAAUGGUUAUCCAUAUAGUUGGGCGUUUGUUUUUUUUUUUUUAAACUGGUUUCUUGGGGAUAAGGGUAGUUACUGGAAAUGUAUUUUCUUUGUAAUGGGUGAGGACUUCUAAAUAUUCAAAUGAGUAAGAUCUUCAUACAAAUUAUUCCUAUAAAUUGAUGUACUAGAAACUGAAGAGUAUAAAU
This is a messenger RNA of Alexandromys fortis (reed vole), 5823 nucleotides long. RefSeq names its product aldehyde oxidase 2. NCBI's taxonomy places the organism in Eukaryota, Metazoa, Chordata, Mammalia, Rodentia, Cricetidae. Gene Ontology annotation, molecular function: iron ion binding; FAD binding; aldehyde oxidase activity. Bases 92 to 4072 code for a protein of 1326 amino acids. The record is from RefSeq and is a predicted model, not a curated record. The transcript is spliced from 34 exons.